UUUGGUCUUUCCCUUUUUUUCCUGGUAGAAUUACUUCGACAUGGGCAAGAAGCGUGUAAUGUUACCAGCCGAAGAGCUCGACUUGUCUACUGUCAAGUAUGAGGUUGAAGAUAUUGACGCUCCGCAUCUGACCGGUCUCACGUUCAGGCUGUUUGUCAAGAUACUCGAGGCACCACUAAUUGGCCCUGCUGUUAUCUCUUACUUGAAGAACAAGAACCGAAUGGUUGAGUUUCUUAGGAGUACUGUGAUACCAGAGCCACCAAUGUAUAGACCUGAAUAUCCUCCUCAAGAUCCAGAGCCUGGCACCAUCUUAUUGGAUGAAGAUGGAAAUCCUGAAGACCGAGUAGAAUUAGCGUUGAAAUGUCUUCCGGACUAUGAUCCUGCCAACUCCUGGAAUGGCAAUCUCAGUCAAUUUCGCUACUGGAAAAUACGGGAUUAUGCGUAUGCUUAUCGUUCUAAACUUGUAACCCCAUCCAUGGUGGCAGAGCGGAUUAUUACUGUCAUUGAGGAGUUUAGCCAUAAGAAACCUCCAGCUCCUCUACUAAUUUCUUUUGACGCUGAGGAAGUCAGGAAACAAGCUGCAGCUUCCACAAAGAGGUUUGAGGAAGGGAAGGCGUUAUCAAUCUUGGAUGGGAUUUUCAUGGCAAUUAAGGAUGACAUAGGCUGCCACCCAUAUAUAAUGAAGGGUGCAACAACUUGGAAGGAUGAAACUAAUUCGAAUAAUGAAGAUGCAGUUUGUGUUUCUCGAUUACGUAUCUGCGGUGUGAUCUUGGUGGGCAAAGCAAAUAUGCAUGAGAUGGGCAUGGGCACAACUGGAAACAAUCCUAAUUAUGGAACGACAAGGAACCCUCAUGCCCCAGAAAGGUACACUGGUGGAUCUUCCUCUGGACCAGCGGCAAUUGUUGCUUCUGGAAUUUGUUCUGCUGCACUCGGGACAGAUGGUGGAGGUUCAGUUCGAAUACCUUCUUCCCUUUGCGGAGUAGUUGGACUGAAAACAACAUAUGGGCGAACAGAUCUUAGGGGUUCGCUAUGUGAGUCUGGGACGGUUGACAUUAUUGGACCAAUUGCAUCAUCGGUGGAAGAUGUCACGCUAGUGUAUGCUACAAUCCUGGGAUCCUAUCCUAUGGACAGAAAUAUUUUGAAACCUUCACCGCCUUGCUUGCCAAAUUUUCCAUCUAUUGAAAGUUUGAAUGCCGUGGGGUCGUUGCGACUUGGAAAAUAUACUCAAUGGUUCAACGAUGUUCAUUCAACUGAUAUCUCUGACAAAUGUGAGGAUAUUCUGAAUCAGCUAUCUAAGACCCAUGGCUGUGAAGUGGUAGAGAUUGUUAUACCUGAGCUGCAUGAGAUGCGCACUGCUCAUCUAGUUUCAAUUGGAUCCGAGAUGUUAACUGCAUUGAAUCCUGACUGUGAGGAUGGGAAAGGUAAAGAGUUGAAUUAUGAUUCGCGGACUAGCAUGGCACUGUUCCAGUCAUUCACUGCAUCAGAUUAUGUUGCUGCCCAGAGUAUUAGGAGAAGAAUAAUGUACCAUCAUAUGGAGAUCUUCAAGAAAGUUGAUGUCAUAGUGACGCCGACUACUGGAAUGACAGCACCUAAAAUACCUCCUAGUGCCCUUAAAUAUGGGGAAACGGAUAUGCACGUAACAGGUUACCUCAUGCGAUUUGCCGUUGCAGCAAAUCUUCUAGGUCUCCCUGCCAUUUCUGUCCCUAUCGGGUAUGAUAAGCAAGGCCUUCCAAUUGGUUUGCAACUGAUGGGCCGUCCGUGGGGUGAAGCUUCAAUUUUACGCCUGGCUUCUGUAGUUGAGGAACUCUGUGGAUCUAAGAAGAGGCCUGUAUCAUUCUACGAUGUUCUGAAGACAAGCUGAAUGCAGCUUAGCUCCUGUUGCUGAUGUUUCUCUGCCGCUGAUUGUAUGGGUUUUCAAGCACACGGGGAGAUCUUUGCAGUGACUUUAUUGCUCCUGAUUUAGCGCGGAACUUUUGUUUUUAAUGUCAAUUUGGAAAGGACCUGGUUAUCUGUCUACUUUUGUGGCUAAGAUGUUGGCUUUUGUAAAGUUUAAUUACCAUACGAAGAUUCGCUUUCUAUCAAAUAAAUCGUUUAUGCAUAGUGACUUUCCCCUAAAA
This is a messenger RNA of Syzygium oleosum, 2117 nucleotides long. RefSeq names its product fatty acid amide hydrolase-like. Gene Ontology annotation, cellular component: membrane. The transcript has 20 exons. Gene Ontology annotation, biological process: N-acylethanolamine metabolic process. The coding region runs from base 41 to 1861 and encodes 606 amino acids. The record is from RefSeq and is a predicted model, not a curated record. Lineage: Eukaryota; Viridiplantae; Streptophyta; Magnoliopsida; Myrtales; Myrtaceae. Gene Ontology annotation, molecular function: N-(long-chain-acyl)ethanolamine deacylase activity.